AUGCACAGAGAUAAGCAAAUGCGCUUACGAGGCGAGCUUGACAGCAGCUCGUUUGAGUUCCUGGCAGAGUUCAAGAGCUGGGCUGAUCAAGAAUUUGGAGGCGUGCGAGCUGCUUUCACGGUUCUGGACGAGGACAACUCGGGUGACUUCACCUUGAGGGAGUUCAUCAAGAUGCUGCGGUUCUACGGAUUUCAGGGAGACUGCAGAGCUGUUUAUCUAACGCUUGAUUGUGAGGGACAGGGAAAGGUUUCUAUGAAUGACCUCGCCUUCCUGGAUGCAUGGGAGUUGCAAAGUCACCCGAUCGAAGAAGAGCCAGAAUCUCUGAACUGCACACAGACUGAAGCCAAAGCGACAAGAAAUGCGAAAGUUUCGCCACGCCUUGCGGAGCUCGCGCGGUCUCGCAAAGCGCACCUCCCGCUUCUGCCUGUGGCUUCGAAGUCCACGCUGGAGAGUUUUACCUCAACUUUCUCCAAGCCGCUGCUUCUGAAAUCCGUGUACGGCAAGCUCCCAGACUUGUCGCAAACUGGCUGGACGUACGACUUCACAGGCACAUCAGGCAUAUCUGGAUAUCAAGUGCCCACUGGAGCAGCGUUGAGAAGGAUCAGGGUCAAGGCAAUCAAAGAUGAAAUUCUUGCAGGAAGUAUCGACGACCUGCAGGGGCUCUUUUCAGAGGACUCGGAUGCGCAUUUGCUGAGCAUCAAGAACAGGACUCUUGCGUUGAGGAGUCGCACUGUGGAACUCCUCAGUAAAGCUGAGGAUUUCGAGGAGUCCCAGCAAGUGAAUGCUUCGUCGCAGAUUCCUGUGCAGAUCAAUCUUUUAGAGGCAUCUUAA
Molecule: messenger RNA, 831 nt
Organism: Effrenium voratum
Lineage: Eukaryota; Dinophyceae; Suessiales; Symbiodiniaceae
Source: the annotation of a GenBank genome assembly